Molecule: messenger RNA, 1266 nt
Organism: Penicillium maclennaniae
Lineage: Eukaryota; Fungi; Ascomycota; Eurotiomycetes; Eurotiales; Aspergillaceae
Gene: cia1
Product: iron-sulfur cluster assembly protein CIA1
Exons: 1
Coding region: 1-1266 (421 amino acids)
Biological process (GO): iron-sulfur cluster assembly
Cellular component (GO): cytosolic [4Fe-4S] assembly targeting complex
Molecular function (GO): protein binding
Source: RefSeq, a predicted model, not a curated record
AUGGCCGAGCCACACAUUUCCCUCAUAUCCGACCUCACACCUCCCUCGCUAGAGCGGACAUGGCUUACGGCGCCACACCCAACACUCCCAAUUGUCGCGACUUGUAGCUCCGAUAAGACCGUGCGGGUGUACUCACUCACCAACUUCAAGCUCCUAUCAACCAUCACCGGCGGCCACAAACGCAGCGUGCGAACAUGCGCCUGGAAACCACACGUACAAGGCGAGAGCGUACUCGCGACAGGCAGCUUCGACGCCACAGUUGGAAUUUGGCGACGAUGGGACAGCUACGGGACCAACGGAGCUAUCAAUGGUGACGAACAAGAUGUGACCGGACCCAACGCUGACGAGGACGAAGAAUGGCGGUUUGCCGUUCUGCUAGAUGGACACGACAGCGAAGUCAAGUCUGUUUCUUGGUCACCGUCAGGGAUGUUGCUUGCCACAUGUGCACGCGACAAGUCGAUUUGGAUCUGGGAAGACCUGGAUGAUGGGGACAACAAUUUUGAGACGGUCGCGGUGAUGCAGGAGCAUGGUGGUGAUGUGAAAUGUGUGGCUUGGCACCCUGUUGAAGAAUGUCUCGCGAGUGGUGGAUACGACGACACGAUUCGGCUGUGGCGGGAGGAUCUGGAUGAUUGGGGCCAGGUCGCGUGUAUCAAGAAGCACGAAGGGACAGUCUGGUUCCUUGACUGGGAAGGACCCGAGACCGUGCCGGCGUCAGAGUCGAGCGAUCUGCAGAGCCAAUGGCGCGAGCAAAGAGCUCUUUCCGGGCCACGACUGGUUUCCUGCUCUGACGACCGCACUGUUCGAGUCUGGCGCCGCCUGCCUAAGGAGAGCUCACAACCGGGAAUGAGCUCGUCAGCAGCCACUGGGAUUCCGAGCAUUAUUCGGCCCUCAGGUACCGAUGAGACGUGGGAGGAGGACGCACUGCUUCCCCAUGCACAUGAGCUGGCCAUCUACGCUGUUGCGUGGAGCAGAAAGACUGGACUUAUCGCAUCUGUCGGGGCCGAUGGCCGCAUUGUGGUAUAUGAAGAACGACUUUUGGUGCCAUCCCCCGGUGCAGAUGCCAUGGAGACCGAGCCUUCUACGAGGCCUGCUUUGAAGACAGAAUGGGUGAUUCUUGCCGUCUUUGACGGAGCACAUGGUAUCUAUGAGAUGAACCACGUGGCUUGGGCGAACCGGGCGGAUCGUGGAUCAGAGGGUGCGCAAGAAGAGAUCUUGGUGACGACUGCAGAUGAUGGCAGCGUCAAGGUGUGGACGCUGCAGCGAUGA